Rosa rugosa (rugosa rose) is the source of this 1094-nucleotide messenger RNA. Its product is annotated as protein ROOT HAIR DEFECTIVE 3-like. The coding region runs from base 294 to 632 and encodes 112 amino acids. The record is from RefSeq and is a predicted model, not a curated record. The transcript is spliced from 3 exons. NCBI's taxonomy places the organism in Eukaryota, Viridiplantae, Streptophyta, Magnoliopsida, Rosales, Rosaceae.
UUUGUUUCCAAUAGGUUUCUGGGAUAUAUCGGGCUUUGAGCGUAAGAGUUGGACCAACCCAGAGAACUGCAAAAUCAUUAUUCAAGGCAUGCUUCUAUCUUUUACUCCGUUAAAGGUCAAGCUCUUGUCAUUGAGGCGGCUGCCUAUAAUGCAUACAGUGAUCUUUUUCUUUUGAUUGCAGACUUACAUUGAUUGUCUGCAUAUAAAAAAGUCUGACAAAUCUAGAAUGCUGGCGGAGGCGCAGACGGAAUUUGAGAAUUCCUUGGGUGGAAAUUCAGAAGAGAUUCUUUUUGAUGAAAAGAGGAAAUCCUUUGUAUCUGCUGGUCAUCUUCGUUGGCUUUUUACUCUUUAAAGCACUAUGGAUGCAGCUAGACACCUCGGCCGAAUUCCGCAAUGGCGCUCUUCCGGGACUUCUCUCUUUGUCCACCAAGUUGGUGCCAACUAUCAUGAACAUGAUGAAGAGAUUAACAGAUGAAGGGGCAGCAGCUACUGCGGAUAACAAUCCUCAAAGAAACCCUGCAGUAGCAUUAAAGAGCAUAAGCAAUGGAGCAAAUGCUAGCAGUUCCAUGUCAUCUACUGCCUCAUCGGAAGUGACAGAAUCUAAAUACUCUAGUCCUUCAAAACAAGAAUAAUUUCAUGUUAUAUAUGCUUAUUUGUUUGUUUGAUCAAAUUGUAUUAUUUGUUUGUUAUGCUUACACAUAUAUUAUAGCUCUGCUUCUCUUAGUGUACAAGGCUUGGUAAUGUUACCUUGCAAUGUUUUCUUCUAUUUUAGCUUUAAUUAGUUUGAAUCAUUCCUUCAUAACCUUGAAUUUUGCUUAUUCUGUUUGCAGGUUUGGGAAUAUCUAGUGAAAUGUUGCCUAAAGAGUCACUAAGUGAUCAAGCAUGGAAUACCAAGCAAUGAAGCAAAAUAUAUUUUCUUUCAUCAUGUAAAUUCAACUAGCUAGGAAACUUUAUAGCAAUGACAUGUUACUUGGAUUCAAUAUUUGGUGGAUAUAUUGGAAUUUUAUUGAUGUAUCACAUUGCUUUUGGCGUAAAUAUUAAUCAUUGUUCAUUGGAUAAUGAUUUCAAGCACUAAUAUAGUAAACUUCACACAA